AGUGCUGAAAAGUUCAUUAUCAGGCGGAAACAAGGUGCGAGCCUAUAACGGUUGGGUCAUGCCGGUCCUGAUGUAUUCUUUUGGUAUACUCAAGUGGACUCAGACUGAACUUAACGCCCUGGAUAGGCGAGUCCGAACACUGCUGACUGCAAAUCGUAUGCAUCACCCUCGUUCAUCGAUCAUGAGGUUGUACAUCCCGCGGAAGUGUGGGGGUCGAGGCUUAUUAAAUGCUAAGACCCUUCAUAACCGUGAGGUGUGCAACCUCAGGGAAUAUUUCCUGAAAGUAAACGAGGGUAUGCAUCGAGAAGUAGCAGCAGUGGACAAUGGAUUCACUCCACUAUCUUUAGCAAAAGAGAACUGGCGCAAACCUGUGGUAUUAAGCGUCAAUGACCGCAAGGAGGUAUGGCAUAGCAAGGAGCUCCACGGACGCUUCUUCCGGGCCCUUCAUGGACCCAGUGUAGAUUUUCUGGCGUCCGUAUCUUGGCUACGAUUCAGUAAUCUCUUUGGUGAAACUGAAGGAUUUGUCUGUGCAAUUAUGGACGAAGUUAUCCUUACGAAUAACUACCGGAAAUAUAUUAUUAAGGAUGGGACCGUUGACAUAUGUCGGGCAUGUCAUAGUCCUGGUGAAUCCAUAAGACAUAUAAUUUCUGGUUGUGGUCGUUUGGCUAAUGGUGAAUAUUUGCAUAGACAUAAUCAGGUGGCCAAGAUUAUCCACCAGCGACUUGCUUUGCACUACCAACUUGUUGAGUUUGAGGUUCCAUACUACAAGUAUGUGCCCGAUCCAGUUCUCGAAAACGGCCAUAUCACGUUGUACUGGGAUCGAUCUAUCAUCACUGACAGGACUAUUGUAGCCAAUAAACCUGAUAUAGUGGUGAUAGAUCGGCAAGCGCGCCGCGCGAUGAUAGUCGAUAUCACCAUUCCUCAUGACGAGAACCUCGUGAAAGCUGAAAAAGAUAAACAAAUAAAAUAUCUUGACUUGGCUCACGAGGUUGUCGACAUGUGGAGUGUGGAUUCGGCUAUCAUUGUGCCGAUAGUCGUGUCGGCCAACGGAUUAAUACCCAACAGCCUCGACAAUCACCUUAGGAGGCUGGGGUUGGGCGGAUGGAUCAAGGGCCUGAUGCAGAAGGCAGUACUCCUCGAAACGGCACGUAUUGUGAGGAGGUUUCUGUCUUUGGAGCCCUAACCACCGGUAGCUUGGACCAUGCUCCCGCUACUGGUCGGCUCCUAUUUUUAUAUUUUUAAAUGUUAUUUUGUUUUUUAUUUUUAUAAGUAAUGUUUAAAAAUAUAAUUUUAGAGUGUUAUAAAUAAAUAUAUAUAACAAUAAGAAGGCUUUAUGAUUGCAAUCCAGGACCAAGUAAUUAACACAAAAAACUACAGGAAAUAUAUACUAAAAGACCCCAAUACACAAAACGACAAAUGUAGGAAAUGCCAUAGACAAUCCGAAACUAUACAGCAUAUCACAAGCGCUUGCCCAACUCUCACUCAGACUGACUAUACACACCGACACAACCAAGUUGCACACAUCAUCCACCAACAUCUUGCCACUAAACAUCAACUUCUUACCGAACCUCCCAAGCCUUACUACCAAUAUAUACCAAAACCUGUGCUGGAAAGUACCAAUCACAAGUUAUACUUCGACAGAGCCAUAUUAACAGAUAAAACCGUGCACAACAAUAGACCGGAUAUUACCCUUAUAGACAAAGUUAACAGAAUAGUUAUUGCCGAUAUAGCUAUUCCGAACACCCACAACUUACAAAAAACUAUAACUUAGAAGAUACACAAAUAUACAGAGCUGAAAGAAGAAAUAUUAAGAAUCUGGAGAAUGAACAAAGUAUAUAUUGUGCCAUUGGUACUCUCCAGUACAGGAGUCAUCCCUAAAUAUUUACACCAUGGAAUCAAUCUGAUAGACCUACCCAAAAAUAUAUACAUAACCAUGCAGAAAGCCGCAAUUCUCAACACAUGUCGGAUCGUGCGGAAAUUCUUGCAAGAAGAUGCCGUUGAAAACGAAUCCCACCAUGAAGUUCACUUGGUUUAGGCCCGUGAGCUUCAUUAAUACCGAAAUUCUUAAAAUUUCGAGAAAAAGGAAAUAACAAUAAUAACAUAAGCUGGGAGUACCUCCACGCGGUGAAGGCGGUAACAGUUCAAUACUGGCUAAAACUCCCAUUUUAUUGUAACUCAUCAGAAUAGAUGCCUUCGGGCUUAUGUUGUUUUGUGGUUUACGUAUAAUAAUUUGGAAGUAGCCUACCCGGUAACGCAGGGGAGCAGCCAACAAAAUCUUAUACUCUACAGUUCUUAGUCCAAGUAAUAUUGUGACAAGAAUCAUUAUGCCUAGACGAAAGAAAUCAGGUCUUUCUCAAUAUUCGAGAGCCUCUAAACGCCAGAGACAAGUUAGAUCUCAAGAAACUGAGGAAGAACAUGAGGCACGUUUAGCUGCGAGGCGGGAAUAUUAUGCUGAAUUGGUAUCUUCGGAAACAGCUUCGCAAAGAGAAGAAAGAUUAGCUACGGUUCGAGAACAAGUAGCUGGUUCACGCGCCUCAGAAACGAUGAAUCAGCAUGAAGCACGCCUUACAGCCGACCGUGAGCGUCAUGUCGUAUCUCGCGAGUCCGAGUCAUUCACUCAGCGUGAAGAGCGUCUCACUGCUGACCGUGAGCGUCAUAUCGUAUCUCGCGAGUCCGAGUCAUUAACUCAGCGUGAAGAGCGUCUCUCUACUGACCGUGAACGUCACGCCACAUCCCGCGAGUCUGAGUCAUUCACUCAGCGUGAAGAGCGUCUCACUGCUGACCGUGAGCGUCAUAUCGUAUCUCGCGAGUCCGAGUCAUUAACUCAGCGUGAAGAGCGUCUCACUGCUGACCGUGAGCGUCAUAUCGUAUCUCGCGAGUCCGAGUCAUUCACUCAGCGUGAAGAGCGUCUCUCUACUGACCGUGAACGUCACGCCACAUCCCGCGAGUCUGAGUCAUUCACUCAGCGUGAAGAGCGUCUCACUGCUGACCGUGAGCGUCAUAUCGUAUCUCGCGAAUCCGAGUCAUUAACUCAGCGUGAAGAGCGUCUCACUGCUGACCGUGAGCGUCAUAUCGUAUCUCGCGAGUCCGAGUCAUUCACUCAGCGUGAAGAGCGUCUCUCUACUGACCGUGAACGUCACGCCACAUCCCGCGAGUCUGAGUCAUUCACUCAGCGUGAAGAGCGUCUCACUGCUGACCGUGAGCGUCAUAUCGUAUCUCGCGAGUCCGAGUCAUUAACUCAGCGUGAAGAGCGUCUCACUGCUGACCGUGAGCGUCAUAUCGUAUCUCGCGAGUCCGAGUCAUUCACUCAGCGUGAAGAGCGUCUCUCUACUGACCGUGAACGUCACGCCACAUCCCGCGAGUCUGAGUCAUUCACUCAGCGUGAAGAGCGUCUCACUGCUGACCGUGAACGUCACGCCACAUCUCGCGAGUCUGAGACAUUCACACAGCGUGAAGAUCGGCUCUCAGCUGACCGUUCUCGCCGUGCAAUCUCACGUUCUCUAGAAACAGAUGAGGAAAGAAGUUCACGGCUGUCUGCGGAUCGCCAUCGCCAUGAAAUAUCCCGGAUGUUCGAAAGCGAUGAACAACAUGAUUUGCGUCUGUCGGCUGCUCGCAGCAAUUAAUAGGACAAGACAAUUCAUGGCUUUGUGAGCGAGCAAUACUUACGCCCAAAAAUGACCAAGCCGCUGCCAUCAACCAAAUUAUUCUAGAGCGAAUUGAAGGAGACCAAGUUGUAUACCGGUCUAUAAAUACAGUGGUAGAUCAAAUGGAUGUUACAAAUUACCCGGUUGAAUUUUUAAACUCUCUCGCUGCACCUGGACUCCCCGCACAUAAUAUUACUUUAAAAGUAGGCAUUCCCAUAAUGUUGCUUCGUAAUUUAACACCCCUAAGCUGUGCAAUGGAACUCGGCUAAAAGUAAUUGCACUUCGAAGUAAUAUCAUAGAAGCCGAAAUUCUCACGGGUUGUGGAUCUGGUGAAGUAGUAUUUAUACCACGCAUACCGCUAAUCCCAAAUCAUUUCCCAUUUCAAUUUAAGCGCGUGCAGUUUCCCGUUACUCCAUGUUUUGCGAUGACCAUUAACAAGUCACAAGGUCAGACACUUCGAGCCGCUGGUGUCGAUCUUAGGACGAGCUGUUUUUCACACGGACAGCUUUAUGUGGCUUUCUCGCGUGUCACUAGCUCCGAUAAUUUGUUUGUAUUGGCUCCUACAGGUAGAACAUCAAAUGUGGUGUAUAAAGAAAUUCUUUAGGCUUAUAGCGAUGUAUUUCGACGUUCGGUAUGGUGGAAGUACAAAGUGUCCUGAUCAACAUAUAUGAGAAGUGGUUAUUUAACUGGCAUGCAACACCUUCACUUUAAAAACAUACGGAAAUGACUCUAUUAUAAUAGUUUUUUAUCUUCUGUUGGCGCAUUAACAUCUCUUGGCGAAACGGAGUUCGCGGGCACCAGCUAGUUAUUAAUAAUUCUAUUCGACGAUGCAAACGCUUAAAUCCUGAGUACAGACUAGUUGAACAAAAGCGAUUAGGUAUCAAUAUUACAUACCAAGAGGAGCUCGUAUUUGCUCUGUACAUAGACAGGAGGCUAAUUAUGUCAACCUGUACACUGCUGAGUAUAGCCUUAAUGGCUUUACUUCCACACAUAUAGAGGAGAUAUUUUUAUACUUAUAGAAGGGCUUAAUAACAUAUCUUAUGAGAAUAUUCAAAACUACCCCGAUAACCAAGUACAGUAUUUUAUAGGCAUUACCAAACAACAACAUCAACAAAU
Spodoptera frugiperda (fall armyworm) is the source of this 4760-nucleotide messenger RNA. Its product is annotated as trichohyalin-like. Lineage: Eukaryota; Metazoa; Arthropoda; Insecta; Lepidoptera; Noctuidae. The coding region runs from base 2325 to 3623 and encodes 432 amino acids. The transcript has 2 exons. The record is from RefSeq and is a predicted model, not a curated record.